AUGAUUACAAAAUCCUUGAUUUUCGGUGCUUGUCUCCUUACAGUCAUUCUGGCCAAUUCAGUUCCAGAACAACACACUGGACGUCAGUAUUAUAGAGUAAGUUUAUAUUCAUUCACCUAUAUUGCAUACUUCUGCUUUCAGGUCAAAGGAACGUUUCGAUGUGGAACAGAACCAGCCAAGCAAGUACUUGUCAAACUGAUAGAUGAUGACUUUGGUUAGACUGUGACUUCGCUAUGUACAUUUUAAUGUUCGGCUUCAGGAUCCGAUCCAGAUGAUGACUUGGGCAAGGGAUACACCGACGCGAAUGGAGUUUUCGAAUUGAAUGGAUCCACGACCGAACUGACCACAAUUGACCCACAUUUAAAAAUUUAUCACGAUUGCGAUGAUGGAAUUAAUGUGGGACGAUAAUGAUGAUGAUGAUCGGACACAAGCUUUUCUAUUUCCAGCCAUGCCAGAGAAGAUGGAAGUUCGAGCUGCCAAACCAUUACAUCUAUUCUGAUUCCGAUACCCCAAAGACGUUGGACAUUGGAACCUGGAACUUGGAAGGAAUGCUGCCUGGAGAAAGCCGCGAUUGCAACCACUAA
Molecule: messenger RNA, 584 nt
Organism: Caenorhabditis sp. 36 PRJEB53466
Lineage: Eukaryota; Metazoa; Nematoda; Chromadorea; Rhabditida; Rhabditidae
Source: the annotation of a GenBank genome assembly